Molecule: messenger RNA, 280 nt
Organism: Racocetra fulgida
Lineage: Eukaryota; Fungi; Glomeromycota; Glomeromycetes; Diversisporales; Gigasporaceae
Source: the annotation of a GenBank genome assembly
AUGCAAAAAGGCUAUGGGUUUAUCAUUCCUUGUGACCUUCCCUGUAACCUUCCAGAGUGUGAUAAAGUAGAAGGUGAUAAUUUAAUUUCGCGUCCAAAGGGAUUUCAAGCUGCAAAUGUUAGUGGUCCGAAUGGUGCUUCUGUUAAAGGUGAUCCAAACGCUCCUGGUCGACGUCCUAUUUAUACUACCAAUAAUUAUAUUGGACUAAACCCUAAUUACGGAAUACUCGAUCGACCCCUUAAAUUUCCAACUGGAAGUGAUCUGGCUACUAGCAAUGCUG